Molecule: messenger RNA, 447 nt
Organism: Caenorhabditis bovis
Lineage: Eukaryota; Metazoa; Nematoda; Chromadorea; Rhabditida; Rhabditidae
Source: the annotation of a GenBank genome assembly
AUGAAGCCUCAUCGUAUUCGAAUCAUCACAUCCAUUCCAAUCAUGCAAAAGUUGAUCAUCGCUUUCGCCGCCAUCGCCGCCACCCAGGCCUUCCUCUUCCCAUCGGCGGGAGGAGCCGGAGGAUGUGGAUGCGCCCCACCACCACCACCACCACCGCCAUGCGGUUGCGGAGCCGCUGCUCCAGCUCUUCCAGCUCUCCCACCACUCCAGCUCCCACAAAUCCAGCUUCCAUCGCUCGGAGGAGCUAGCCCGUGCUGCGGAGCCGCCGCACCAGCACCAGCACCAGCCGCCGGAGGAUACGCCACCGCUCCAGCUGCGGCAGCCGGAGGAUCCUACGCCGCCGCGCCAGCUGCCCCAGCUGAUGGAGCCUACGCCGCCCCAGCCGGAGGCGCCUCCUACGCCGCCCCAGCCGCGCCAGCCGGUGGAUACGCCACUGGACACAAGUAA